UCUUCAACCCCCACUCGGGAAAAAAAAAAAAAAAAACAAAAAGAAAACCUUACUUUAGAUAUGCUGCUUUGCAACAGCAACUGCAGAACUGAACCGGAACCAUCUCACACGCGCCGCCUCUGAUCUGGCCAUGUUAUCACGUGGUCGGUCCCAUUAUAGCUUCCUUCCAAAUUCGUUCCUCUGUAUUUGAAAGCGGUGCAGCAGCAUAAACAUGGCAAACAACUCCAAGGAAGAGCCCAAGACCGCUCCCCAAUCCGAUCGGUGGUACAAUCUAAACCUAGGCCCUUCCUUUAAAGAAGACGCUCCUAAUAAUAAGUACUGCACUCUGCGGUAUGAAUUUAAGCCGGCUUCAAUUGAUAAGGCUAAGACUGGAUCAUUGCACAAGAAUAAGGAAAAUAGGGUAUCUGUGGAGUUUCAAAACAUUCAAUUGGGAAAACCUAAAGUCACAUUUGAAGGUAGCAGCGAGGAUUACAAGGAAAACGAUGCCGUUUUGUUUUUUGACGGCGAGACAUUUCGGUUGGAGCGGCUUCAUCGGGCCGUGAAGCAGCUCCGUCUCCUUCGACAGCCGGGUGAAUCUGCUGCUGCAGCUGCAGCCGCUCAAUCCGGGUUGACCAUUGAGCCUCGGUUAUCUCCUCCGGCUGGGAAGGUUGUGAAACCUAUGCAUGUGGGAAGAAGCGCAGCUUUUCCUCCAGUGCCGGUUGAGGUGGAACGAAUUAAUGUUGGUGAACCACAAAUUCCAGGUACAAAAGUUGUUACUAAGGGGAAUUCUGGCCAUCCAACUUAUCCACCAAAUGUAUCUACUUCCUCACCUAGCCCCAAGAAUGAUGAAGCUGAAGACCAUCAAGAUAUAGAUAUUGAGGACAUAUUUGGAUCUAGUUCACCUUAUGAUAAUGCAGCCCAACAAACAGGUGAUGGUGGAUUUGAUAUCGGUGUACCACAACAAAAUGACUCUGAUGACGAGAUUGCUGAUGUGGAUGAUAGUGGUGAUGAGGGAGAUAAUGGGCGUAAUGCUGCAGAAGCCCUUAGAGCCCAGGUUAAUGCAGAAGGGAGGGAUGGGCAGACCUCUAGUUCUGGUAGCAGCAGUGGUAGUGGAAGUGGAAGCAGCAGUAGCAGCAGUGACAGUGAAGGCAGUGAUGAAGAUUCGGUAAAUUCUAUUUGAGUGGUUGAGCUUUUGAAAACUUAAAAGAAAAAAAAUGACAAAACAAUCGGAGAGCACCAAACUGGUAUCUAGAAAAUGUUCCUGUCCUGCAUAUUACUUUUUAUUCGAUAGCAAACACAUCAUAGAGUACGAAUAAUUAGCCAUGUUGUAUGUCAAAGAUCAAACAGUUGCCUUCAAUUUUUCCAUGGUGUUAGUUGGUUGAAGAUGGAAGCGUUGCGUGUUAAAGAAAUAUGUCGAUACUUGAGUUUUGAAACUCUAUUUUCUUGGUUGAAGAAUGUGUUUGAUUUUUA
Messenger RNA from Hevea brasiliensis (rubber tree), 1449 nucleotides. RefSeq lists its product as uncharacterized. The record is from RefSeq and is a predicted model, not a curated record. The transcript has 4 exons. Gene Ontology annotation, cellular component: super elongation complex. Lineage: Eukaryota; Viridiplantae; Streptophyta; Magnoliopsida; Malpighiales; Euphorbiaceae. Gene Ontology annotation, molecular function: transcription elongation factor activity. Bases 212 to 1159 code for a protein of 315 amino acids. Gene Ontology annotation, biological process: regulation of transcription elongation by RNA polymerase II; positive regulation of DNA-templated transcription.